AUGAGUAUCAGGCAGCCAAGUCUUCCACCAAGCAAACCAAAUCUCAUUCAUCGAGGUCCGCCAAAACGAUACCGUCUACAUACAGAGAGAAAUGUGCUUGAUGAAUAUGGGAAAGUCAGAAAAUUUACUUUUGGGAAAAAAGAUGGCAGUAAAAUAAAUAAAAUUGUUCUGUUGGUGGGAGAGACCGGUGUCGGUAAGACAACUCUCAUCAACAGCAUGGUCAACUACUUACUGGGAGUGAGGUUUGAGGAUGAAAUAUGGUAUGAAAUCACAGAAGAAGCAGCCAGAGAUCAAUCAGAAUCACAAACCUCUGAAAUCACCAUGUAUGAGGUCUUUCCUGGGAAGAGUCCCAUGGCUCUCACUAUCAUUGAUACUCCAGGCUACGGAGACACUAGAGGACUGGAUAAAGAUCUGGAAGUUGCUGAGAAUUUAGCCACUCUGUUUCAGAGCAAUGAUGGAGUUCGUGAAGUCGAUGCCGUGUGUUUUGUGAUUGAAGCAUCGAAGAAUCGUCUCUCAGACAGACAACAUUACAUUAUCAGUUCAAUUCUGUCUUUGUUUGGAAGAGACAUUGUGAACAACAUUGUGUUCUUAAUCACACACUCUGAUGGUCUGCCACCCAAAAAUGUCAUCGGUGCCAUUAAUAAAGCUAGAAUCCCCUGCAGACGAGACAAAAGUGCCGAACCUGUUCAUUUCUUAUUCAACAACAGACAGGCUGAAGCCCGUCACACUAGAGAAUGUCACAUUCGUGCUCAAAGAGAUGCCUGGGAAGACAGCGUGGAAGAGACGAAUAAAUUCCUUCAGUCUCUGAAUGAAAUUAACAGAUGUUGUUUAGAGUUGACUUCAGAUGUCCUGAUGGAGCGCAUUCGAUUUGAAGCAUUCAUCUGCAACUUACAGCUGCGAGUUCAAGAGAAGGAGCUGAAAAAGUCUGAAAAACUUCAGAUUCAGGAGGCAAUGAGAAAAAACAGGGGAAAGAUUGAGGAACGUAGAAACUUUGCAAUUACAAAGACAGUUAAAGUUAAGGUUCCCAUUGAGAGCAAGUCAUGGAAGCACAGGAAGGCAACGACCUGCACCGUCUGUGAGGAAAACUGCCAUGAGUUUAACUGCUGGUGGGGUGCAAAUCCCAGCAAAUGUGAAGUCAUGAAAAACGGUUUCUGCACAGUGUGCACAGGGAAGUGUCAUCACAGCAAACAUGUCAAAGAAAACAAGAAAUACUUCAUCAGAACCUCAAGCAUGACUAUUGAGUUUGACAACUAUAAAAAUAAAUAUGAAAAAGCCCAAGAAGACUCUAGGAGAUUUUCAGUCAUAAUGGAUGAUAUUGACAAAGAUUUGAAGGAGAUUGAAGACCAAAAGUCAAAUCUUCUGACCGAAGCUUACCAGACCAUCAAUAAUCUGUCUCAGAUCGCAUUAAAAUCAGACUCUGCCUUCACUCUUCAGCAUCUCGACUUCUUCAUCCCCAGAGUGAGGGAGGCUGGGAAAGAAGAUUGGUUGCGAGAGCUGGAGGAAAUGAGGAGAAAAGCUGAAGCUGAUGAAGCCAAUAAAGAUGCUCUGAGUUAUCUGAAAGCUGGUCUGGCAAAACUAGAUCUUUUCUUUGGUGGGCAAUGA
Sinocyclocheilus grahami is the source of this 1602-nucleotide messenger RNA. RefSeq lists its product as uncharacterized. NCBI's taxonomy places the organism in Eukaryota, Metazoa, Chordata, Actinopteri, Cypriniformes, Cyprinidae. Bases 1 to 1602 code for a protein of 533 amino acids. Gene Ontology annotation, molecular function: GTP binding. The transcript is spliced from 2 exons. The record is from RefSeq and is a predicted model, not a curated record.